AUGGUCAAAAUCAAGGAUGAAUUUUGCAAAGAGCCCCUGGAAGCAGCAGUCUCUGACCGUCCAGAGGUGAUUGACAUGUCAUAUGUAUAUGGUUCAGACUCGGCAGCCUUCGAUAUGCAGUUGGAAAGACACAGUGAUUAUGACAGUGGCAGAUCAAGUGUUGGGAAACUUUACUGUGACAUCUGCGGGCAGACCUGCAACAGUCUAAAUGUUUUAUUGGUGCAUAAAAGAAGUCACACAGGGGAACGUCCAUUCCAGUGUAAUCAAUGUGGAGCAUCCUUUACUCAGAAGGGGAAUUUGCUUAGGCAUGGAAAACUGCACACUGGAGAAAAGCCCUUCAAGUGCCACUUGUGUAGUUAUGCAUGCCAGAGGAGAGACGCCUUAUCUGGGCACCUCCGCACACAUUCUGUGGAGAAACCCUACAAGUGUGAAUUCUGUGGACGUAGUUACAAACAGCGCAGCUCUUUGGAAGAACAUAAGGAGCGUUGCCGCCUUCAUCUGCAGAGCUUUAGUGAGCCUGCAGUAAACAAAGAGGCCAGACAGCCUAAAGCAGAGAUUGUAAGCGAGAGAGCUUUGGUUUUGGAUCGUUUGGCCAGCAAUGUGGCAAAGAGAAAGAGCUCCAUGCCUCAAAAGUUUAUUGGAGACAAGCGACAAUGCUUUGAUGUUUCCUACAACAGCUUUUUGUAUGAUAAGGACCGUGAAAUGAUGCAUCCGCAGUUGAUUGACCAAAAUAUAGGAAGCACAAUAGCGUAUCGGAAUCCUGAGGUUUUACACCCUCUGGUGCACACUUCUCCAGUUCCCACUGCUGAGAUGGUAUCUGUAAUUAGCAGCCUGUACCCAAUGCCCCUCUCACGUAUGGAAAUACCUAAUGGUCAUGUACCCUCGCUGCCCAUCAAAGAGAAGAAAACAGGCCCUGUAAGAGGCCAUUCACCAAUUACUAGUGCUCAAGACUCCACUGACACAGAGAGCAGUCAUGAGGAGAGGUCCAUAUACCCACAAAACUUAAGUUCUGUUCCAGUUCGAAGCAGCAGUGUACUUCAGCCCCCCAAAGAACUCUCCAGGAUGUAUGAUGGGCUAAAAGCCCCUGGACUUUCACACUGGGAUCCUCUACGAGUAUUGAGCAAAGAUGGAUACCCAUUGGGUGUGUAUCGGUGUGACCACUGCUAUGUUCUCUUUCUGGAUUACGUUAUGUUCACUAUACAUAUGGGGUGCCAUGGGUUUCGAGACCCUUUUCAAUGUAACAUGUGUGGGCACCGUAGCCAAGAUCGCUAUGAAUUCUCUUCUCACAUAGCACGUGGAGAACACCGGCUAGGAUUGCAACAGUAAGCAAAGAAGAGUAGUAAUAACUGUGAAUGAGGCCAGAAACGAAUAUAUCUUUAAAACUAGGUAGACAUUUUCAUAAGUUGGAUUUUGUGGCAACAGCAAAGAAAUUAAUGAAAAUGCAUUUUUAAGCAGAAUAUUUACUUUUUAAGGCAAAAAAGAAAGAAAAAAAUUAAUACUAAGCUUUUGUACUAAAAAUAUAUAUAUAUAUAUAUGCAACUGCUUUUGAUAUUUCUAAAGAAGUGUGUGCAUCUUUGUAUGAUCUAAA
Bombina bombina (fire-bellied toad) is the source of this 1588-nucleotide messenger RNA. It is a transcript of the gene IKZF3, whose product is annotated as IKAROS family zinc finger 3. The coding region runs from base 1 to 1326 and encodes 441 amino acids. NCBI's taxonomy places the organism in Eukaryota, Metazoa, Chordata, Amphibia, Anura, Bombinatoridae. The transcript is spliced from 5 exons. The record is from RefSeq and is a predicted model, not a curated record. Gene Ontology annotation, molecular function: RNA polymerase II cis-regulatory region sequence-specific DNA binding; DNA-binding transcription factor activity. Gene Ontology annotation, biological process: regulation of transcription by RNA polymerase II.